Messenger RNA from Vitis riparia (riverbank grape), 1269 nucleotides. Its product is annotated as F-box protein At5g07610-like. The transcript has a single exon. NCBI's taxonomy places the organism in Eukaryota, Viridiplantae, Streptophyta, Magnoliopsida, Vitales, Vitaceae. The record is from RefSeq and is a predicted model, not a curated record. Gene Ontology annotation, molecular function: protein binding. The coding region runs from base 1 to 1269 and encodes 422 amino acids.
AUGCCCCUCUAUGUCUACAAAUCUCUGAUAAACAUCCUCACUUUCCCAUUCGCUGGCUUCAAUUUUCCGAUGUCCACUACGUCCGCUGCGUCCACGUCGUCCGCCGAACAAGUUGCCGGCAACGGUGACCUCUUGACUGAGAUCUUCCUUCGGACGCCGGUGAAGCCUUUGCUCCGCUUCAGGUCGGUGUCUAAGAGGUGGCUCUCCCUCAUCUCAGACCCACACUUUUGCCACCGACACGCUCGCCGGAGCUCUGCCUCAGUCUCCGGAGUGCUGUUAGGUCUUCCGAAUUCGAACUUCGAUUUCAUCUCCUUCGACGAGAAGAAAGCUUCGGAACCUCCGCUCCGCUCCCUCGAUUUCAUUGGCGAUCCUCUGGGCGUUAAGGUUUUGCAGGUUUGCAAUGGACUGCUUUGCUGCAGCACCGUUCGGAGUCUCGGGACGAGCCGGAACUACUACAUUUGCAAUCUGGCGACUCGGCGGUUCUCAGUGUUGCCGCCGCCCUGCAGUAGUGGCGGACGCGACACCGUAUUCGGCAUCAAUUUGGCCUUUGAUCCUUCCAAGUCUCCUUACUAUAGCGUGAUUUGCGUUCGGAGUUGUGAAGUGUCGAUUUCCCAUUAUCAGAUCGAAAUCUAUUCCUCUGGCACUGGCGAUUGGAGGCUCUCUGGCAAGCCUUUCAGAGCCCCAUUUGAUAUGGUGUUUUACGAUGGAGUGUUCUGGAACGGAGCCGUCCACUGGAUCAGCCCUAGCGGAGCUUCACUGUAUUUUGGGAUUGAUGAGGGUCGAAUCGACACAAUGCCGCCCCCGCCACCUGGCCCUGGUGGUUGGGGCAAGAGGAGGAUCAGACACUUUGGGGAGUCCGGGGGCCAUUUGCAUAUAAUCGAAAUCUACGGCCCUCGGACCACGCAAUUCGUAGUGUAUGAGAUGGAAAGGGACUAUUCGAAUUGGGGUGUGAGGUUCAGUGUGGAUCUUGACAAGGUCAUAGCUGCCUUCCCUGAGAUUACUCAGAACUACCUUGAUGCUCAUGACUUGUACUAUUACGCAUAUAACGUGCUUUGCUUAAUUCGGGGAGGAGGAGGAAAUGGAGAGGAUUUUUCACUGCUGCUGCAAAUUCGGGGUAAGAUCAUAUGUUAUAAUAUCAAGGAUGGUAGUUUCAAGAAUGUUUAUGAUGUAGCCCAUGGGAAUCCCCCUGCUCUCCCCCGUGUUAAAGCUUCCUCGCUAAUCGGAUGCCUGGAAGCUUACCCAUACAUGGAGACUCUUACUUGUGUUUAG